AUGGAGGACAACACUGCCUGCCCAGGCCACACACGAGGAACUGCUGUGGCCUGGGUCACACUUGGUGUCGCCUUCACGGCUGCUGGCGCGGGGGCGCAGUGUAUACCACUCCUGCCAGGGAGCUCCUUGGAGUCAUGUGCGGCUCUGUCCCCACCAGCGUGGGAGCGCCUGUGGGUCUGCCAUUGUGUCUUGCCGAUCGCGUGUUUCCAGGCCCCACAGAGAACGUAUUGUGGGACCGCCAUAAACACGGGGCUCGCCACGAGUCCAGCCCUGGCCUUGCCCAGCAGGGCUGGGCCGCCACGCCGGGCACAGCACAUACCGAGUUUCCUCUGUGUUGCGGCUCGCGGGGCGCUGGAGUGCCCGGGUGUGAGCUCCAGUCACAGUCGGGCUCUCCUGGAGGGUGCUCGGAACAGCCUGUGGGAUCCUCCGUGGGGCCUGGGAGCUGGGGAGGAGCGGGCAGGUCUGUGGCUCUGCGGUGGCCGAUGGAGACCCUUGAGGGGGCGUGCGUGGGGCCGAAUGGGAAGAUGGGAGGAACCCGCAGCCUCCGUGUGUGGUGGGACUUGCUGGAUGGAUGGGAAAACAAGGAGGACCCAGCAGCCUCCACUUGGGGUGGGCCUUGCGGCUGGGGCCACCCCUGGGGCUGCGUUUCCCUUUUCCUCCACUGCUGCCUUCCUAGAGGUUUCCCGGGCCCCAGAAACACCCGGCCGCAUCCAGGACCGAGGCAACCAGCCCAGUGACCCGCUCAGUGGCCACCAUGGUAGCAACUUAUCUGUAACAACCAUCACCACCACCUCCCCCAAGCAGGACCCCCCCGUGGCCCCCGAAGGCACAACCCAGAAGAGUACACCUCUCACUUCCAGCGACACGAGGACAGCCCCGGACCAGGACAAGGGGGACGUCACCACAGCUGCCAGCCACACCACGGGGACCUCGGCCGCGCCUGGUCAAGGCCCCUCCACGGGGCCCCCAGGCUCAGCCGGAGAGCAGGACUCAGACUCCAUCACAGGCCCUGGGGCCACGGGGGUCGUGCAGGACAUGGGCAGCUCUUCACACGGGCCACCCGUGACCACUGCUGAGCCCAGAGCCAGCAGCAGCCCAGGUGGGGUGCAGAGCCCAGCUGCCACACCAGACGGGAGCAGCCCCAGCACCACCCCAGGUCUCACUACCAUGAUGCCGGCUGCCAGUUCUCCACAGAUGAUUCCACGCCCUGUAGAUGCCGCAAGCCCCUCCCAGCCCGCCUCUGUGACCAGCCCCUCAGCCCCAGCCACGGAUACUUUGGAACCUCUGGGGAGCUCUUCCAAAAGACCCGACCCUCUCACUACGGUUUCAAGUGGCCCAGGCACCACAGCUGGCCCUGGCCACACCGUCCCAAGCCCGGCUUUGCCCAGCACACCACCCCCACAGGAUCCCUCACAAGGAACCCCGCAGACCCCCAGCCAGAUGCCGGCCAGCCCCGCCACUGCCGCCACCACCCCCUCUGAGGCCACACAGCCCCCAAGCUCUGGGCCGGGAAGUGUGGCCACGCCUUCUGUCCAAAGACCCAUGACCUCGCCCUCCGAGGAAGUCUCCAUGGUCCCCGAAGGCCCCAACACACCUUCUCCCACCUCAGCGCCUGCGAAUAACUGGACACAGUGCGAGUCUGCCGAGAAACUGAGCGAGAAGCUGCUCGUCCUGAACCUCACAAAGGCCAGCCUGUGUGGAGACAGCCCCCCGGAUGAGAAGUUGGUCACACUGAUAUGUCGAGCCGUCAAAAGCACCUUCAACCCGGCUCGGGAUCAGUGCCGCAUACAGCUGACCUACGUGGUUGGAAGUCAGGCGGUGGCCAUCAAAGAGAUCACUGUGACCACAAACCUCCUCCCCACGGACGUGUAUGAGCGGCUGAAGGACAAGUGGGAUGACCUGCAGGCGGAGGGAGUCAGUCACAUGCAGCUGGGAAACCAGGGGCCACCAGAGACGACGGAGGACCGCUUCAGCACCCCUCUCAUCAUCACCAUCGUCUGCAUGGCGUCUUUCCUGCUCCUCGUGGCGGCCCUCUAUGGCUGCUGCCACCAGCGCCUCUCCCAGAGGAAGGACCAGCAACGGCUCACAGAGGAGCUGCAGACGGUGGAGAACGGUUACCAUGACAACCCCACACUGGAGGUGAUGGAGACCUCCUCCGAGAUGCAGGAGAAGAAGGCGGUGGGCCUCAACGGCGAGCUGGGGGACAGCUGGAUCGUGCCCCUGGACAACCUGACCAAGGACGACCUGGAGGAAGAGGAGGACACUCACCUCUAGUUGGCUGGUGCCUCUGUGUGGCUCCGAGCUCGGCCCCGCCACCCGAAGUGCCAUUUGGACAGGGAGGGAGAGACUGGGGGGGGAGUGCACUCAGGGGCCGCUGCCUCCUGGUCCCCCCAGGGCCUUACUUGUUCCUGUUGCAAGC
Messenger RNA from Carlito syrichta (Philippine tarsier), 2419 nucleotides. RefSeq names its product podocalyxin like (gene PODXL). Gene Ontology annotation, biological process: regulation of microvillus assembly; negative regulation of cell-cell adhesion; positive regulation of cell-cell adhesion mediated by integrin. The transcript has 9 exons. The record is from RefSeq and is a predicted model, not a curated record. Gene Ontology annotation, cellular component: microvillus membrane; apical plasma membrane. Lineage: Eukaryota; Metazoa; Chordata; Mammalia; Primates; Tarsiidae. The coding region runs from base 1 to 2274 and encodes 757 amino acids.